AAGAGUUAAUGAGUAUUGUAAAACCGCCUGUUUCUCUUAAUUGUCCAAAGGCCAGUUGAUCCUGAAGUAUAUAAAAUACCAUUGCAUGAAGAUGCAAAGCACAGCUGAGACUGCCAGUAAGCAAACAGCAGACAGGAAACAAGCGCUCUGUCUGCUAGGGAAGAUGUCAAAAAUUGUUUUUACCUUCAUUCGUCUUGCUGUCCUCUUACUUGGCUUCUCUAUUAUUUGUCUGGGAGUUCUCUGCAUUUCCACAACAUCCUCCACAUGCAGAUUUGGAAAUAACGAGCUGGUAUUUUAUUGUCUGUUAGCUUUGGGGUUCUUUCUCCUUGUGACUGGCAUUUUCUGGAGCACGUUUCAUGAAGUCUUGAAAUACAAGGGCCUCAGCAGGCUCUUCAUUCAAAAUCUCAGCCAUAGAGAGCUAUGUCUCAGCACCAUAGACAGGCCUGACUUCUAUCCCCCAUCGUAUGAAGACAGCACAGAUCCUGAAAAACAGACCUUCCCGCUGUCGGUUGCCUCCACACCAAAACAGCAAGAAGUCAUCAAUAUUCCUCCACCUCUAUAUAGUGAAAGCAGCACAGAGUUCAUCAGCAAAACUAAUGAUCAGGAACAGCCACCACCAUAUGAAUUAUCUGUGUGGCAGCUACAGCAACAGCAAACAGCUGUACAAGACUCAAACCCCAGAGAGGAGUCAAAUUCUCAUCCAUCCACACAAGAAUACAGCUACGAACAGGAUCCAGACUGCCAGGGGACCUCAGAAAGACCAGCACCUGUCAGAACAUCUGAGACAGGCAGUGGGUAAAAUCAUAUAUCUGUGAAGUAGGGAAAAUUGGAAGAAGAUGAAUGUCAGUGAUCCCUAAUAGUACACAACUUAGGGGGAAACUGCCCAAUAGAAGCAGUUGACCACUUCUGUAUUCCAGUGGAGUUGGAGGGAAUACAGGUGAUCAGCAUUCCGAAGCACAAUGAUUCUCCGUAGCAACAGAAGCAGUCAGGCUGUAUCUUCUAAAAGUCAACAUCUGGUAAAAGGAGUUUCUUGUGCUGCAAGGCAAAUGAAGCAUCAUGCCGUUAUCACUCUUAAAUGUCUUGUGCUUCAUAAGGAGUUUUGUCUGAAAGUCCUUAUUUGUGGUUUUGUAAUGUUAGCUGAUUUAGGAAAACUAUUAACUCAGCUUCUUUGGAAUUUGUAAAUUAUUUGUUGGGAUUGAUUAUUUCUGUAUUGCAUGCCUUUCAAGUGGCUUGUUCUACUUUGGGAUACUAAGAGCUGGUGUUUUACUACUGAAUUAAUGAAUAAAUUUUGUAUUUAAAAUAAAUGCCAUAUAUCUG
Molecule: messenger RNA, 1317 nt
Organism: Cuculus canorus (common cuckoo)
Lineage: Eukaryota; Metazoa; Chordata; Aves; Cuculiformes; Cuculidae
Gene: TMEM252
Product: transmembrane protein 252
Exons: 2
Coding region: 86-799 (237 amino acids)
Source: RefSeq, a predicted model, not a curated record